Fusarium verticillioides 7600 is the source of this 684-nucleotide messenger RNA. RefSeq lists its product as hypothetical. The record is from RefSeq and is a predicted model, not a curated record. The transcript has 3 exons. NCBI's taxonomy places the organism in Eukaryota, Fungi, Ascomycota, Sordariomycetes, Hypocreales, Nectriaceae. Bases 1 to 684 code for a protein of 227 amino acids.
AUGACAUCGCCUGGUGUCUCGUCGCCCGAUACCAUCGUUUUUGACGACAACAGAGAUCUCUGCCUGACUGCCAGCCCCGUUUCAUCUUCUAAAAUUCUCCACGUUGACUCUAACGCGAUCUGCCGGGCCUCCAAGGGAAGUGAAGCUUCCCAGGAUAAUCCAGAAGCCUUUGUUGUUCUUAUGGACAUUGUCGACGCAAACUUCGACCAUGCCCCUUUGGUCCUAAAGACUCAGGAGCUCUACAACAUAUGCGUCUUGACCAACAAAUACAACCUGACCAAGACUCUGCGGCCUAUGGCGGCAGCGUGGUAUCAAAGGCUCAAGAUCAUGUGCCAGCGUAGUAAGAAGAUGCAGGCAUACAGCAAGAAUCUAUUCGUGGCUUGGGAGCUCGGAUGCCAGGGCGCAGUCGAGGAGAUGCUCCAGGAUAUUACCGAAAAAUGUCACGUCGGCGAGUUCGGCAGCUUGUUGAUCGAUAUAAAUACUCGGCUGAUCAACUUGGAAAUUUUCAGACUGGUCCCUUUGAUCGAUCCUGUUGCUCAAUCCCGUGUCAAGAUGCUCCAAGUCUUCAAUGCAGAAGGCAAAGAGAUAGCAAUCAAGAUUCUCGCCAAACGCCCGCUCUGUUGGCAUACCGGCCCUUGCUCUGCUAUGAACCUCGCAGAUGACAUCCCCGAAAAGUUCAUCUAA